AUGAACAUUGAGCACACAAAUUUCAUUCGAAAUUCGAGAAAGUUCCUCCAUUGUGGAGAAUGUGGCAGGCCCUUUGGUUCGUUUAGUUUCUUUUAAAUCCCUGCUUCUAACCUAUUCAUCCGCUUUCAGACACGGAUAGCCUGAAGCCACGAGUUCUGCCCUGUGGUCACAAUGUGUGCGAGCAAUGUAUGGGCAGUCAGAGACUGUCAACUGGCCCCAAGUUCUGCAUGGUCUGUGAUUCCAUGCGCAAGCAAUCCGACCGAUCGGCGCCAGUCAGUCAUGACCUGCUGGGUAUCGUCUAUGGAAAAGAGCAGGCAAUGAAACGAGUUCCACUAAAGUAUCGGUGUAGAGAGUGCAAUAUUUUGUAUAGGGAGAAUGAGUAAGUGCACAACUCCCAAGCGAAUUAUGACUAUGAAUGGGCUUUCAGCAUGACAGUGUGCCGAACGUGCAGUGGCUGGAGUGAGGGAAUGCAGACGGAGGAGGCCACGGACUUUGCGAAGAGGCCGAUCAGUGCACUGAUGUGUCAAAUAUGCGCGAAAACCAGCAGACAUGCGGCUCACGACAAAAUGUCCAUUGAUAUCAUUAAUGUGAGAUUUCGAUUAGUCAUCAACGGUUUCGACGGAAAACAUUUUACAGCGCAUCUGGGACACACCAAUCGCCACCGAAUACAUAGAGACGCAGCUGGGAACGGCGGAGAAGUUGCUCGAUGUGCUCCGCGGAGGAGCCAUCACACAGAUCAAUCAGUUGGCGGACAGUUUCAGUGAGGUACGUCAAUCCCGUGCCUCCUUCACUUAAUUCAAAUUCCAGACGCUGGAAGUGUUCAAAUUGAAAAUCAGCAACGGACAAUUCCCCCUUGACUCGACCGUUCACAUAACGAAGGCAGUGGAUGUGAUUUCAAGGCAAAUCAGAAAAUGGAAUCUUGGAAUUCAAAAGUCUAGUGAGGACGCUCUCCUACUUCUGGAUUACUUUGAAACUCUCGUGAAGCAUGUGAUAGACACUCCACGCAAAAGUGGAACUGGCAAAUGGGAACCACCCGGCAGACCGACAGCGGAGAUCGACCCAAAUGAGGAACUCAGUGUGGUCAUAGGCAAGAACAUCAGAGAGCUGCGAACGGCGAUGCCGAUCGGAGAGCACAAAUUAAGUCCGUCUCCGGUAGGCGAUGACGAGAGAGUGGCCGAGAGAUCCUCAGAAACGACCAACGAAUCGGAGCUGACUCCGUCCAGAAAGAGGACUAUCCACAGUCAAUUCUAUAUUCCGGACGAGUACGAGAGACCGAGAAGAGGCAACACCAAGAAGAACUACGCCGUCGAUGACGAUAAUGAAGUGGAACCAGAAGUUGUGGUGAAAAAGAGAGGAAGGAGGAAGGCGGAGCCGUCAACGAGUGAUAUGAUAGAAAAUGGGAUGAACGGAAUGAGUGUGCGGAUGGGCGCAGAGCUUGUUCCGUACAACAUGGCAGGAACUCACCUGGCCAAUGAUGCACUGCUAAGCCAAGGAAUCUCAGUCUCGCCAGUCAGAAGGGCCGGAAGAAGAGGCGGAAGAGGUGGAAGGCGGCGAGGAGGCUUCAGAGGUGGACGAGGCAGCCGAGGAGGCUACCGGCACCUUGCGAUCAACCUGAAUACGCAGCCUGAUUCGGACCCGGAAGACCAUGUAAUUGCCCAUAAUCCUCAUGAGGGCCUGUUCAAUCCUGACGUGGAUCCGUUGCAUGAUCCCAUGGGCGGCUCGUUCGAUACCAUCGGUUCAGACGAGGGAAAUCUCACUCAGGAGCAGGCAGCACUGGAGCGGACAACAGAUCAACUGUUCGAGGAGCUGACGGGUAUCGGAAGCAUCAACACGAGUGGAGCUGUGAGUAGUUGCGGCACGUCGGGCGGAGGCGGUCAGCCGGGGGAAGGACAGGGCCCCAGUCCGCCGCCGCUGUCUCAGAACUCGUCGCCGCCACCGCCUUCCGUCGGACAGCCAUCGAAGGUCAUCAUGCCCCUUGAUUUUUUAGGACAGGCGAAUGGGUCUAGGGACCUGAGAUCACCUUACGGAGACGGGUACGUGAAGAAGCAGCGGCCAUGGGAUGAAGUGACGCAGGAGGCAAGAUACGGCAACGGAGUAGCAGUGCCUGAUUGUAAGUGAUCAGAAGCAGAGGAAAAACUGAAAAUGAAAGAGUUUGGUUACAGACUACCACCAUCCAUGCACCACUGCUUUUCCGCCUCCAACGAUGCCGAUCCAGUCAUUCAUCAACAAUACACCGCCGUACUAA
Messenger RNA from Caenorhabditis sp. 36 PRJEB53466, 2245 nucleotides. Lineage: Eukaryota; Metazoa; Nematoda; Chromadorea; Rhabditida; Rhabditidae. The record is from the annotation of a GenBank genome assembly.